AUGACGUCGGCUUAUAAUUGCUCCGCGCCCCCGGAUAGUAUCGAGCCCUAUGGGGAUAUUGCGGGUCUUGGGGUCAUGUACUCUUAUCUCAUCACCGGGUGGAUGGUCUGCGUGCUUGCCUUUGCCGAUAUCCAGCUCUUCACCGGCCUCGCCCUCCUCAUCAGUGGAUAUGCCAUGAUACCCAAAGGUCUCUCGUCCUACCACUGGCUCCUUGUCGUCCAGCUAGCAUGGUUUUCUUCUCUGACCCACCUUUCCAUGCUCUCGUUUUUGCGCAACUACCUUGUCAAUAACCCUAAAGCGAUGCGCAUACGAGGCUUCUUUACAUUCCCGCUGGGCGCAAUGUUGAUGGUCGGCUUUAUUUUCACUGGCUUCUUCGAUUGGGAACGGCCCGACAAUAAGCCUUCCCAGUAUACCCGAUGCCACCUUGAAGGCCCCUCUAUGGACAUCAAAUCCGAAGUAUGUCAGUUCAUGAUCAUCAGAGUCCUGCUCUUGGUCUAUUCUUACGCGAUUCGAGCAGCCAAGAUGCGGCUCGGCUGCGACUCAACUCUUCGAGGCAAAGCGAAGGGGUUCGCCCUGCAUUCUUUUCAGCCCAAACUCAUGGUACGAGUACAGAGAUUGACACGGAUGAAUUCCCCCAAGACUCCUCUCAAGACUCUGGCCCAAAAGGAAAACAUGAUCGAAACUUUGUGGCAUCUGUAA
Messenger RNA from Parascedosporium putredinis, 699 nucleotides. The record is from the annotation of a GenBank genome assembly. Lineage: Eukaryota; Fungi; Ascomycota; Sordariomycetes; Microascales; Microascaceae.